CACAACGCGGAAGCAGCUUUGAAUGGCAGUUGCACUUUACUGGUGUUUUUUUUCUUUUAGGUUUUUGUGUUUAUAGUUACAGUGACAAAAAUCAUUGUCAUUAAAAACCCGACUUACGUGGUGUUGUAGCUUGUUUUUUGAGAGUGCCUCCUUCGGAUAUGGCAUCUCAUGGCUUUCUGUCUUUCGUGUGUAUUUGUUGUUAGCUAGACUGCAGUACACCUUCCCAACUUACCCCUAGCGUUGAAGUUUCCAGCAGCAGCCAGCAAAAUGAAAUUCCGCUCGUCUGUCUUUGCCUCGUUUAUUUUGCUAUUUGAAGUGAUUGGCGUUGCCCUCUUCCUGCGGGGAUUUUUCCCUGUGCCCGUCAAGUCUUCUUUCUCGUCCAAGAGCAAGCUGUCAGAUCUGCCAGCGGAGCCGCUGUCAGGGAGCACCCCUAACUCCACCCGCAUCCCACACCCCCUUUUUAAAAGGGUGGUUAUAAUGUUAGUGGAUGCGCUGCGGGAGGACUUUGUGUUUGGACCCAAUGGUCACAAGUUUAUGCCGUACACCAGACAUGUGGUGGAACGAAGCUCAUCACACAGUUUUGUGGCCAAGGCGAGACCUCCAACUGUCACCAUGCCCAGAAUCAAGGCUCUCACCACUGGCACUAUCCCAGGCUUCAUUGAUGUGGUAAUAAACCUAAAUUCUCCUGCAUUGCUGGAAGACAACCUCAUUUGGCAGGCCAAAACUGCAGGGAAAAGGAUAGUUUUCUAUGGAGAUGACACCUGGGUCCGCCUCUUCCCCAAACACUUCAUGGAGUACGAUGGCACAACCUCCUUCUUUGUGUCCGACUACACCGAGGUUGAUAACAAUGUGACCCGUCAUUUGGAUAGCACCCUUAAGAGAGAUGACUGGGACAUCAUGAUCCUUCACUACUUGGGCUUGGACCACAUUGGUCAUAUCAGUGGACCGCACAGUUCACUCAUCCAGCCCAAACUGCUGGAGAUGGAUGACAUCCUGAAGAAGAUUCACAGUGCCCUCAUUUCAAAGGAAACAGAGGAAUCUCUGCCCUACCUCCUGGUGCUGAGUGGGGACCACGGCAUGUCCGAGACUGGCAGCCAUGGAGGCUCUUCAGAACCAGAGGUCAACACACCACUGGUGCUCAUUAGUCCAGCCUUCAAAAGAAAAGCGGGAAUGGAGAAGCCUGGAGUCGUCGAGCAGGUUGACCUGACCCCAACCUUAGCACUGGGUCUCGGGCUGCCCAUUUCUCAAAACAGCGUAGGCCACGUCAUCCCAGGUGUCUUUGAAGAAACCUCACUCCGAGACCAGCUGCGUUUUCUGCAUCUCAAUGGUCACCAGCUCAGCUGCCUCCUCAAAGACAGCAUGCCUAACUAUGAGAAAGAGGUCGGCUUUGAGCAGUUCCGUGUGGCAGAAAAGGCUCAUGGGAAUUGGAUGAAGCUCUACAUGGAGGGAAACACGUCUGAGGUGCUGGCCAACAUGGGGAAAAAAGUGCUGAAACAGUACCUGGAUGCUCUGGAUGCCAUGAGCUCAGCUCUCAGCAAACAGCUUGGCAAGUACGACAUGUACUCCAUGAUCGCAGGCAUGGUCUUUGUGUUUCAGCUGCUGUUGGUCUUACUGCUGGCUAUGCCUGAAGCCCUCAGUGGAGCCGCAACUGUGGACCUCCCGGUCCUCUCAACCCUGCUCUCCCUGCCUUUCUACCUCUUGUGCCUGUUGUUUGCCUCCAUUCACGUCUUGGUGUGUACAUCUGCUGAAAGCACCUGCUACUUCUGCAGUCUCUCCUGGGGUCUCGUGUUUGCUGCCAUCGCCCUCUCAUCAGCAGUCUUUUGUAUUUUGAUCUCCAUGGCGACACGCCGACUUCCCCUUGGGCAAAAGAUUCACGGGAAGUCUCCACUGAGGAGCAGUGGCAGUGAGUGGUCACUGUCAGAGCUGGAUAUGUUGCUGCUGGCCGGCACCGUCGGACACACACUCAGCUUGGGGGCCAGCAGCUUUGUGGAGGAAGAGCACCAAACCUGGUACUUUCUUCUCAGCACCCUCUGCCUCGUCGUCUUCCAGGACGUCUGCCGCAAGUACUUCAGAGAGCAGAGUGGCUCAGGGGAUGAUGAAGAAGAGCAUAUCCUUCCCUGCAAGGACCAUCAUCCCUAUGCUCCCAAUAAGGCAGAUAUUAAUUCAGAGAAGUGGCUAGCAUUAGCCACACCGCCCUUCACUCUGGCCUGCUGCCGGCUGCUGCGCUCAUUCAAUCAGACGGGGAUACAGUGGGCUCAUCUUCCUGAUUUUGGACAUUGGCUUAACAGCUCUGAGCACGGGGUGGUCCUUUCCCUUCUGGCUGCCUUCUGUCUCAUUCUUAUUUACCUCCUGGUCCAAAGACGGUGUUCAUGGGUCUCCAAGGUCGCCCUCGCCCUUGGACUUUUGGGUGUCUACAGCUACCGCGCAGCUGUCGGCAAUGUCUCGUUUCCCUGGCAACAUUCUGGUCGAACCAUGUCCAAGGGAACAGUGGAGGCACGCUUUGUCUAUGUCUUCGUUUUGGGCAUCCUCUUCACGGGCACCAAAGACCUGCUGCGAUCCCAGAUUAUCACGGCAGAUGCCAAACUGAAGAGUAGAGGAUUGUGGGAGAUUUACAGCGGCUUGGUCUUGCUGGUUUCCCUGUUGUUUCGUGCCCACAACCUGCCCGUGCUGUGCGGCUGCCUGCUGAUCCAGACGCUCAUGGCUCAGUUUAUCUGGAAGAAGCUCCACUAUGAUGCAGCUCAGACCACCAUCAUGCACUACUGGUUUGGUCAGGCCUUCUUUUACCUUCAGGGCAACUCCAACAACAUUGCCACCAUUGAUAUUUCAGUGGGCUUCAUUGGUCUGGAAAGUUAUAUAGAAGCACCUGCCGUCUUCUUAACGGCCCUCAACACUUACGCAGGGCCCCUGCUCUGGGCGUGUCACCUGGUCUGCUACCUUAGCUCAGAGAGAGACAGGAGCCCGGUUGCAGUCGGCCAUGGUUGCUACUGUUUGGCCCUGCUGAGGUCUGUGCCAGCAGCAGCCUACAUUGUGCUGGUAACUGUUCUACGCUACCAUCUCUUCAUAUGGAGCGUCUUCUCACCCAAAUUACUGUACGAGUCCGUGCACCUGCUGCUGACCGCAGGGGUCUGUCUCUUUUUCAACACGAUGGAGCAAAGCCACAGCUCCGUUCCAGGUCAUGAUGGUUGACCUUCUUCUAAGCCAUGCCCUCCAGCACUUCUGGUGGAUCCUGAGGCGUUCACAACGCUGAAAGGAAGGGAAGAUGAUUCUCCCCAGUAGAUUCCAAAAGCAGGAGCUCACUAGUUUGUCGUAUUCCAGGGUGUGUCCCCAUCAAAAGUCUCCUCAGCUGCCUGUUGUAGCCACUUGUCAGGACGUACAACUCUGCUUCCUGAGGUUUGUAGUGGUUUGUUUCAGGUAAGAAUGAAGAUAUUUUUUUUAACCAGCUUAAAAACAGAAACAGCUAAAAGUAGCAGUUGCCAGUUAACCUCAAAAAUAAUUGCUAUAGUGAUGUUUUUACAAUCCAGAGUUUUGAAGGCUGAUAAUUUGAAGAUUCAUAUUCGUGCUGUGUCCUGUUUGGAGUGACUCCAUUUAUUUUGGCCCGGCAUUUUAUUUUUAUUUUAUCACAGCUCAGUGAACACUGAGUAAGCAAAGCUAAAAAGCCACUUAGUUUUCAUCUUUCUUCUAACACAACACAAUUUUUUUAAGUACUAAGUUUUUCACAAACAUAUUGCACACAAAUUUGAUCUUGUCAUGAUUUAUAUCAAGAAUUGGGUCGCGAUGGUUUAUCGUCUUGAAAAUGUGUGGCCAUACGACGAGUUUGGGGGAACUUUAUUAAGAGAUUUAUUGGACAGUUUCAGCCACCAGGAGAUUUUUGUGCUGCUAUCACAGCUGGUGGAGAUGACCUCAUGGCCACAGCACCAAGUCACUCAACUAUGGAGGCUUUUGCCUGAGGUGUUCUAGUCAAUGAGAUCUCAUGCUGAAACUGGAGGAACAGCAUCUGCACAAGUUCACAUCAGGCAGGUUGUUCCUUCUGUUCCAUUCCUCUGGGUUAAUAAUAUUAAUAAUAAUAGCAACUACAAUAGUAAUACAUUUAUAAUGCACUUUUCAUUUAAAAACUACAAGGAUGCAUACAUUAAUUAAUAAGAAAUAAAUUAACAUAAGGUUAAUUUGCUCAUGUGACUCCAUGUGAGCAUUGUCUUAACAUAUUCAGUUGUAUGGAUAAUCAUUACUUUUUUUUCCCAUUUUGUUUCCAAUGUGAACGACAAGACCAAUCCUGCUGUAUAUGUCUGAUCAGUGUUAUCACUCAGAUCAAGUGUAAGCUAUUGAAUUAUAAAUAUUUAAUAGAACUCCACUGUUGGAAACCACAAAUAUCCAU
Molecule: messenger RNA, 4372 nt
Organism: Solea senegalensis (Senegalese sole)
Lineage: Eukaryota; Metazoa; Chordata; Actinopteri; Pleuronectiformes; Soleidae
Gene: pigg
Product: phosphatidylinositol glycan anchor biosynthesis class G
Exons: 14
Coding region: 268-3186 (972 amino acids)
Biological process (GO): GPI anchor biosynthetic process
Cellular component (GO): endoplasmic reticulum membrane
Source: RefSeq, a predicted model, not a curated record